AUGGGCCUAUUAAAUAGGAAAAGCAGUAUCAAACUGUAUAGAAAGAACCAUGCUACAACAGUUGCGACGCGUUCCCCAAUCUCCCACUGUCCACUAGAAAAGUGUCCUCGUAUUGACACCGCUCAAGUUGCUGCUAAAGUCGAGUCGUUCAAGAAAUGGACCAUUGGAACUUUCAAAAAUUCAAAGCAACAACUGUUGGAGCACAUGGGAAAGAUUGACAAAACUGUUGAUCCGGAGUUUGAAGCUCAAUGUGAAGUGCUGAAAGACAUUCACAGAAGAUAUGGACACGUUGUGGCGGCUGCUAAGAAUUUCAGCCAAGUGCUUUCUCAGAUGGCAGAAGCGGAGAAAAAGUUUUCAGAAUCGUUUUACCAGUUGUCGCUCAAGGAAGAACAAAUCAAGGCUCAAUGUACAACGACUUCUGAAACUAUGAGAGGUGUUGGAGAACAAGCGACUUCUUUGGAUGCGUGCUUGAAAUACUUUAUUUCUUCUAUGGAAACGGUUUAUAACCAAACCAUCACGGACACUUUGCACACCAUCUAUAACACCGAAUCGGCUCGUAUUGAGUAUGAUGUUGACCGGAACGACAUCUCGGCAGCAGCCAAUCCACCACAAGGCCAACAGCCAAAAACGCUUCCAGCUGGAACGGCCGAAAAAUGUGAAGAGAGAAAACUAAAAUACGAAAAGCUGAAAAACGAUGCGAAGAUCAAAAUGAGACUUCUCGAGGAGAAUCGCAUCUCGGUGGUGGCAACUCAACUCGAAAAACUUCAAUCCGCUCUUGCUGCCUAUUACUCUGGAAACGCGAAACUUCUCGAAGCUUCGGUCCGCGAGUUGAGCAUUCUUCAAUCUCCUCAACCUUCUUUUAUUCCGACAAUGUAA
Messenger RNA from Caenorhabditis briggsae, 876 nucleotides. Gene Ontology annotation, molecular function: phospholipid binding; protein domain specific binding. Gene Ontology annotation, biological process: intracellular protein transport; regulation of Arp2/3 complex-mediated actin nucleation. The coding region runs from base 1 to 876 and encodes 291 amino acids. Gene Ontology annotation, cellular component: trans-Golgi network membrane. The record is from RefSeq and is a predicted model, not a curated record. NCBI's taxonomy places the organism in Eukaryota, Metazoa, Nematoda, Chromadorea, Rhabditida, Rhabditidae. The transcript has 4 exons.